Molecule: messenger RNA, 651 nt
Organism: Cricetulus griseus (Chinese hamster)
Lineage: Eukaryota; Metazoa; Chordata; Mammalia; Rodentia; Cricetidae
Source: RefSeq, a predicted model, not a curated record
AUGGAUCCAGUUGUGGUAUUGGUGUUUAUUUUCUCCUGUCUGGUUCUCCUCUCACUCUGGAGACAGAGCUCUGAGAGAGGGAAGCUCCCUCCUGGUCCCACUCCUCUCCCACUUAUUGGCAAUUUCCUCCAAAUAGAUGUGAAGAAUAUCAGCCAAUCAUUGACCAAUUUCUCAAAAGUCUAUGGCCCUGUGUUCACCCUGUACCUGGGCAUGAAGCCCACUGUGGUGUUGCAUGGGUAUGAAGCAGUGAAGGAAGCUCUGAUUGACCAUGGGGAGGAAUUUGCUGGAAGAGGAAGCUUCCCAAUGGCUGAAAGAAUUAAUGAAGGCCUUGGCAUUGUUUUUAGCAAUGGAAGCAUAUGGAAAGAGACAAGGCGCUUCACACUCAUGACUCUGAGGAAUCUGGGCAUGGGCAAAAGAAGCAUUGAGGACCGUGUUCAAGAGGAAGCACAGUGCCUUGUGGAGGAACUGAGGAAAACCAAUGCCUCACCAUGUGAUCCCACAUUCAUCUUGAGCUGUGCUCCCUGCAAUGUGAUCUGCUCCAUUAUUUUCCAGAAUCGUUUUGAUUAUAAAGAUCAGGAUUUUCUUAACUUUAUGGAAAAAGUAAAUGAGAACGUCAGGAUUCUGAGCUCUCCCUGGUUGCAGGUGAAGUAA